AUGGCCAGUGGGAAAGUCUUAGAGGAGACUUACCGGAAGUGGAUCCAGUAUAAAGAAGACUGUAUUAAAAUGAUUGGGAAUGCGCCACUCGCUCAAGUGGGCGUGUUCUGUAACAGGUCAUUUGACAGAUAUGCUUGCUGGCCAGAUACUCCUGCCGGCUCUAUGGUCAACAUCUCCUGCCCUUUCUACCUGCCCUGGUAUUACAAAGUGUCCCAAGGUGUUGUGCGUAGGCGGUGUGACACUGAUGGCCUCUGGGAGAGGGAUGACAGCGGGCAGGUGUGGAGGGACAUGACACAGUGUGAAGAGGAAAAAGAAGUCACAUCUCAGGAGUUGUGGUUCAAACAAUUGAUGGUGAGCUUCAGGAUGUUGUACACCGUUGGCUAUUCCUUGUCCCUCUUCGCGCUCAUCACUGCUCUUAUCAUUCUUCUGAGCUUUAGGAAACUGCAUUGCACAAGGAACUACAUUCAUGCUAACCUCUUCAUGUCCUUCAUACUACGAGCCAUAUCUGUCAUUGUUAAGGACACCAUGCUUGAACGCCACUGGGGAAGAGAAAUCAUGAAACAGACCGAUGUGAGUGAGAUGCUCAGUCACCAGGCUGCUGUUGGCUGCAGGAUAGCACAGGUGAUAAUGCAGUACUGUGUGCUGGCCAAUCACUACUGGUUCUUUGGAGAAGCGAUUUAUUUGUACUCUGUGCUUAUUUCCUCCGUGUUCAUCGACAACAACAAAAACUUGCCUUACAUCUGUUUCGGCUGGGGAGCCCCCCUUCUAUUCGUGGUUCCCUGGGUAGUGAUGAAGGUACUGAAAGAAAACAAUGAGUGUUGGGCUGUCAAUACAAACAUGACCUACUGGUGGAUCAUUCGUUUCCCAAUUCUUUUUGCUUCACUAAUCAACUUUCUAAUUUUCAUGAAGAUCGUGAAGGUCAUUCUUUCCAAAUUGCGAGCGAGCAACCAAAGUGGAUACCCUGAUUAUAAACUUCGGCUUGCCAAGGCAACCCUUACCCUCAUUCCUCUGUUUGGGAUUCAUGAGAUCAUAUUCAUCUUUGCUACAGAUGAGCAGACCACAGGGGUUCUGCGCUACAUUAAAGUCUUCUUCACCCUUUUUCUCAAUUCAUUUCAGGGCUUUCUGGUGGCUGUUCUCUACUGCUACGCCAACAAAGAGGUAAGGACAGAGCUGAGAAGGAAGUUGCACAGCUGGAGGAUAGAGGCAGAGGUUGUAUGCUGUGGACAGUGA
Messenger RNA from Scomber scombrus (Atlantic mackerel), 1230 nucleotides. Its product is annotated as glucagon receptor-like. The record is from RefSeq and is a predicted model, not a curated record. The coding region runs from base 1 to 1230 and encodes 409 amino acids. Gene Ontology annotation, biological process: adenylate cyclase-modulating G protein-coupled receptor signaling pathway; cell surface receptor signaling pathway. Gene Ontology annotation, cellular component: plasma membrane. Lineage: Eukaryota; Metazoa; Chordata; Actinopteri; Scombriformes; Scombridae. The transcript has 12 exons. Gene Ontology annotation, molecular function: peptide hormone binding; glucagon receptor activity.